AUGGCCGAGAUUCGAAUUCAAUGGAGCAGAGCUUGGAGUUCCCUGGGCUGUGGGCAUCCCCUGCAGACGAAAGUGCCAACAGGAGGCGUGUACACUGCGUCUGGCAGCGAGUCAAGCGGCAGUGUUCCGUGCUUCCGUGCAAUUGGCGGCCUCGGGGCUGUGGUAUUUCUGCAGCGACGGCGAAGCUGCAGAUUGCAUCUGAGGCGUUUGACAGCGGUUCGAAAGCUGUCUGGGAAAGCUGAGAUGCCAAGGGAAGAGUCCCUAAAUCCUGCCGACUUCACAGCAGAUAUAGAAAACAUUGAAUCGCAGAUUCGAAGCCUCGAUCGUAUUUGUGGUCAAGCUGCUGGGACCAGCUUCCCACCAAAAUCCAACAAAAGUGGUCUUUCAGCCCUGAACGAUCUGGAGACUCUUGCAGAUUCAACCCAACUGGCACCAGGCAGUUUGAUUGAACAGGGCAACGCCGGGACCGAUGCUCUGGUGGCUAGCAUUCUGGAGGAGAGCCAUGAUGAUCCUGAGUCUGAGAACUUGGUUUUGUUGAACCUCUUUAAGGAUUUGCAAUCUGACGAGCCUCAGGUAUUGAAGGUGCCGGCGGACAUUGCCAAUCAGUUGGACGAGAGGACGAGUCAGGAUGAGAAGCUUGUUACUCUGCCUUUGCCUUGCAACGAUGAGAGUGAAAAUGCUCAGAGUGCACGUGUCCCUGUGGCAGCCGCCAUUUCGGAGAUUUCUCGUAGUAGGGCCUCGCUGGGCAAAAGCGAAGCUUUGUUCCACUCAAACAUCUCUUCAACGACGAUGCCGACUGCUUCCGCACCGAGUUCGAUGCCUUUAGGAGACUUAUUGAAGACGUGUGGCUACACGUCUGCUCCACUUUUUGGUGAAGGAGGCGUUUCCAUUACUGGAGUGGUCGAUGUUGCCCAGCGUGCAACCGAGGGCGACUUUCUGCUCCUGAGCUCCAAUGCAGCUGCCGACGGCUUCCUCCUAGAGAAAGCUUUGGAGCAAGGGGUGUCUGCCAUUGGUAUACUGGCCGAGUCUGACAUGUCCCGAGAAGAAGCAGGUAAACUUUUUUCGCGCUUCUCAGACACAGGUUUACAGGCAGUAGUUCUUCUGUCUUCUGGACUGCCGUCUCCCACCCAUUGCUUAGCCGAAGCGUUUUACGCAAGUAGCCGCCCACAGGCUCCGAUGCAACUAAUUGGGGUGAUCGGUGGUCAGGAGUACGACGUGAGGACCACUGCGUGGCUUCUUUUCAAGCUGCUGGAGUCAGCCAAGGGUCCGGCAAAAACUGGGUUGUUAAGCGACCGUCGCUGCAUGAUCGCGUUUCAGAGCAAAGAUGUUGGAGAUUCACUCACGUGUUGUGCAGUACAGGAACUCUUGGCAGAGAUGGCGGGCGCAGGUGUCAGAGCCUGCGUCGUUGAAAUUCUGCCGGGUGCCGCUGCUUUCCAAGAAGUUGACUUCGAUGUGCUGGUGGAUUUGGGAGAGACACGAGAUUCUCCAGCCGCAGAAGUGCUUCGCCAGAGAUGUCUCCAAACUUCAAAGGCAGUAGUGGGUCCACACGACGGGGUGCAAGCUGGAAGUUCUCUGGCAACCUACAGCGUAGAAGUCUCGUCGUUUGAGGAUGAGAAAUCGGAUCUGGCGAAUCUAACAAAGGCUAAAAUCGUUGAGAAACUUGUGGAUCUUGGAGUCGACGACAUCCCAGCGGAUGCCAGGAAGCCUGAGCUAGUCCAAAUGCUGGAGGAGCUUCUCCCCUCCUCAGUCGAUGCUGUCGAAACCGAGGCCUCGGCAACUGCUUCGCCGGCAUCAAACUGCCUUUAUGGCCGAACCACGCCCACCCCGUUUAUGAGGCAAUGUCACAUGGAACUCAGUGGGCUGGGCCUCGAACGUGGUUUGAAUUUGCCACUGCUAAAAGACACCAGCCCAGCAGCUGUGGCCGCCCUUUGUGCUGCCGGUGCAAUCUUACGGUGUGAUGACCCGCUGAUAGAUAUUCGAGGCUUGGCGUCAAGACUCGAGGCAAUCAACCCGCCUCCAGGAACCUUCGAGAUUUUUUCCUCCGAAGACAUGCACGAUAGUGCAGUUCUUCUGCAUGAAGCUGCCUCGCCUCUCCAUGUUGAACAAGCUUUGCGGGUCACAAGGUCUUCCAUGGCUCAUGCGCCCAACCUGCUGACUCGGCUGACUGCUGUGUUCGGCUGUGAUGGCGAAGUGUCUCGGGGUGACAGGGCCAAGUUUGGCUGGGCGCUUGCAGCUUGCGAUAAACUGAUUUUAACUUCCGCCAGUCCUCGAGGGGAGCCGCCCAUGCAGAUUCUCGAAGAUAUCUUGGAAGCGGUGAAGCAACAAAGGAGUUGUCUUGAGCUGAAUGCUCCGCUGGAAGUUCAUGUUGUGGCAGACCGUGCUGACGCCAUAAAGCUCGCUACGUUGCUGAACCGGAAUCAGCCGAAACCGCAGCUGGCACAGGCAAGCCUCGUGUUCGGAAGCAGCUACGACGAUGUCUGUGACGCAGCAGACCAGGAGGGAGCAAUCCGAACAUGGCUGUGCAAUGACCGCAAGAUGAUAGCAGAUGCGCUGCAUCUAGCAGAAGGCUUGAACUCCUCAUCAUUGGAAGACGACCAGAUGCCUUGGGGAUUAUAUCCCGACGGUCGCUUGUAUCCAGGAAGGUCCUUGCAUUGGUCCUAUGCAGUGGGGGUGUCCGCCGAAGACCAGGUGGUGGAACGGCUUUAG
Molecule: messenger RNA, 2706 nt
Organism: Symbiodinium sp. CCMP2592
Lineage: Eukaryota; Dinophyceae; Suessiales; Symbiodiniaceae
Source: the annotation of a GenBank genome assembly